AUGGGGCAGUGUGGUCUGGUGACUCAAGGGCUGGCCUCGGAUCUGGCAUUACCCCGGGUCGCACCCCAACUUGGGGCUGGUUCCAGGCGAGCCGUUGCCUCGGUUUCCUCGUCUAACUUCCUAAGGGGGGAAACUCCUUGGCUGGAAGGGGUGAGGGAUGAGAGCCCACCUGCUGGAAGUCCCCUCUCAGUGGCAGGUGGAGGCAGUACCUACUCUCCGAAGCUCCGUGGGGCACUCCCCCUGUCUCCCUGUGAGGCCAGAGAAUGUGUGAACUGUGGAGCAACUGCUACCCCGCUGUGGCGUCGAGAUGGCACUGGGCACUACCUAUGCAAUGCUUGUGGCCUUUACCACAAGAUGAAUGGGCAGAAUCGGCCCCUCAUCAGACCCAAGAAGCGCUUGAUUGUCAGUAAGCGGGCAGGUAGGGCAUAGGAGCCUCCCUUUCCU
Monodelphis domestica (gray short-tailed opossum) is the source of this 444-nucleotide messenger RNA. NCBI's taxonomy places the organism in Eukaryota, Metazoa, Chordata, Mammalia, Didelphimorphia, Didelphidae. The record is from RefSeq and is a predicted model, not a curated record.